Molecule: messenger RNA, 1455 nt
Organism: Oncorhynchus mykiss (rainbow trout)
Lineage: Eukaryota; Metazoa; Chordata; Actinopteri; Salmoniformes; Salmonidae
Source: RefSeq, a predicted model, not a curated record
AUGAAUCUGCUGCCCUGUCCACCCUGUCCUCCUAGUCCACCAUGUCCUCCUAGUCCACCCUGUCCUCCUAGUCCACCCUGUCCUCCUAGUCCACCAUGUCCUCCUAGUCCACCAUGUCCUCCUAGUCCACCCUGUCCUCCUAGUCCACCAUGUCCUCCUAGUCCACCUUGUCCUCCUAGUCCACCAUGUCCUCCUAGUCCACCUUGUCCUCCUAGUCCACCAUGUCCUCCUACUCCACCUUGUCCUCCUAGUCCACCAUGUCCUCCUAGUCCACCUUGUCCUCCUAGUCCACCUUGUCCUCCUAGUCCACCACCAUGUCCUCCUAGUCCACCAUGUUCUCCUAGUCCACCAUGUCCUCCUAGUCCACCAUGUCCUCCUAGUCUACCACCAUGUUCUCCUAGUCCACCAUGUUCUCCUAGUCCACUAUGUCCUCCUAGUCCACCAUGUCCUCCUAGUCCACCACCGUGUCCUCCUAGUCCACCACCUUGUCCUCCCAGUCCACCAUGUCCACCUUGUCCACCUAGUCCACCAUGUCCUCCUAGUCCACCAUGUCCUCCUAGUCCACCAUGUCCUACUAGUCCACCAUGUCCACCACCAUGUCCUCCUAGUCCACCAUGUCCUCCUGAUCCACCAUGUCCUCCUAGUCCACCAUGUCCUCCUAGUCCACCUUGUCCUCCUAGUCCACCAUGUCCUCCUAGUCCACCUUGUCCUCCUAGUCCACCAUGUCCUCCUAGUCCACACUGUCCUCCUAGUCCACCAUGUCCUCCUAGUCCACCAUGUCCUCCUAGUCCACCUUGUCCUCCUAGUCCACCAUGUCCUCCUAGUCCACCAUGUCCUCCUAGUCCACCAUGUCCUCCUAGUCCACCCUGUCCUCCUAGUCCACCCUGUCCUCGUAGUCCACCAUGUCCUCCUAGUCCACCCUGUCCUCCUAGUCCACCCUGUCCUCCUAGUCCACCCUGUCCUCCUAGUCCACCCUGUCCUCCUAGUCCACCCUGUCCUCCUAGUCCACCAUGUCCUCCUAGUCCACCAUGUCCUCCUAGUCCACCCUGUCCACCACCAUGUCCUCCUAGUCCACCAUGUCCACCACCAUGUCCUCCUAGUCCACCAUGUCCUCCUGAUCCACCAUGUCCUCCUAGUCCACCACCAUGUCCUCCUAGUCCACCCUGUCCUCCUAGUCCACCAUGUCCUCCUAGUCCACCCUGUCCUCCUAGUCCACCAUGUCCUCCUAGUCCACCCUGUCCUCCUAGUCCACCAUGUCCUCCUAGUCCACCCUGUCCUCCUAUUUCACCAUGUCCUCCUAGUCCACCAUGUCCUCCUAGUCCACCAUGUCCUCCUAGUCCACCUUGUCCUCCUAGACCACCCUGUCCUCCUAGUCCACCAUGUCCUCCUAGUCCACCCUGUCCUCCUAGUCCACCCUGUCCUCCUAGUCCACCAUGUACACACAGAAGCGGAUAG